This is a messenger RNA of Gorilla gorilla gorilla (western lowland gorilla), 1502 nucleotides long. RefSeq names its product golgi transport 1A (gene GOLT1A). NCBI's taxonomy places the organism in Eukaryota, Metazoa, Chordata, Mammalia, Primates, Hominidae. The transcript is spliced from 5 exons. The record is from RefSeq and is a predicted model, not a curated record. Bases 809 to 1207 code for a protein of 132 amino acids. Gene Ontology annotation, cellular component: membrane; endoplasmic reticulum. Gene Ontology annotation, biological process: retrograde transport, endosome to Golgi; endoplasmic reticulum to Golgi vesicle-mediated transport.
CGAUGGGAAAAAAGGAUGUUAGGAACUAACUGCCUCUCUUUUUGCAGGCCCAAAGGACGAAUCCAUGUCUACACAGCUGGUGGGUAGAUUAGAACCAGGCCCCCUAAAUUGUCCAGUCCUGCCCCAACCCCAAAUUCAGGGCUUUGUCUUCCAUAGCUCAACAUCACAGUCAGUCCAAAGCUUGGACGCCGCUUGGGGAAAGGAGGUCGAAGACCUUCAUGUCUAACUUCCCCCAUGGCGCUUUUGCCAUUGAUUUAACCCGAUCUGGCUCUGCCAUUAGGUCAACAACAGGCUUUGUGCUCAGUCGCUCAUCGCCUCCCAGCGCCUAGCAUGUGCAAUAGCAGAGAGCAAAAAGCUUGACUUUCAAGAUGAAUUUAGUACAUUCCCAAAGGGAUGCGCAGAUGCCAACUCUUCCCACACCAUCAAACCAAGCAAGAAACUUGAGCACCUCCUAGAUUCCAAUGCUUCCACAUACAAUCUAAGUUUCGCGGAGCAGACGAGAGCCGCAGAACACCCGGCGCUGCGAGGAAAGGGUCAGGUGGGCCGUGCCUUCCCCAGGCAGGCGCGGCAGGUGGAGGGGCGGGGCAUUGCCCUACCAGAAAACGGGAGGAGGGAGCCGGCGAGUAGAAGCACCUGCAUGGUGUUCGGGGGUGGAGCGGCGGCUGGAGGGAGAGUUAAUGAUUUGCCACAGGCUCAUUUCGCAACUUAACCAAGGGUCAGCUUCCCCUGACCAUGUACCAGCUGCGUCCUCUGGGCCACGCUCCACUUGCCCGCUUCCACCCGGAAGGCCCCCCAGGCUGAGUGCGGCAUGAUCUCCAUCACCGAAUGGCAGAAGAUUGGUGUGGGGAUCACCGGUUUCGGCAUCUUCUUCAUCCUCUUUGGAACACUCCUGUACUUUGAUUCCGUGCUCCUGGCCUUUGGAAACCUGCUGUUCCUGACGGGCCUGUCCCUCGUCAUUGGCCUGAGGAAGACCUUUUGGUUCUUCUUCCAACGGCACAAACUCAAGGGAACCAGCUUCUUCCUGGGGGGUGUGGUUAUCGUGCUCCUACGCUGGCCCCUCCUGGGCAUGUUCCUGGAAACCUACGGAUUCUUCAGCCUCUUUAAGGGCUUUUUCCCUGUCGCCUUCGGCUUCCUGGGUAAUGUCUGCAACAUCCCCUUCCUGGGUGCGCUGUUCCGGAGACUUCAAGGCACUAGCUCGAUGGUCUGAACAACAGAGAUGAGCUCCUUGAACUUGGAUCAUUGGUUGAGGGGGCUAGAGGGAGAAUGGGAACCACCCCCUCAGUCCCCUGCACUGACUCACUCCCCGACAUAUCCGGACCUCCCCAAGUCCAGAAGGAAGGAAUGGAGCUGAGCAACUGACGUCAAAUCCCCAAGUCGACUCAAGAGGCUGCCAGGAAGCAGAGAUGCAGACCCCAAGGAGACUGGGCUGGGGCUGGCAUCACACCCUCACUCUAUAUUUAUGGGAGGAAAAGUGAAGAUUAAAUUCCCAAGUUGUGCGUGUG